UCUGGCUGUAUGGUGACAGAGGAGGGAUGUUGUUAUGUGUCUUCAGCUCUGAGUUCAAACCCCUCACACCUGAGAGAGCUGGAUCUGAGCUACAAUCACCCCGGAGAUUCAGGAGUCAAGCUGCUCUCUGAAAAACUGGAGGAUCCAAACUAUCAACUGCAGAUACUCAAUGUGGAUCAUGGGGGAGAGAUCAUGAUAACAGCAGGACUACAAAAGUAUGCCUGUGAUCUCACACUGGAUCCAAACACAGCAAACAUUCGUCUCGUCCUGUCUGAUGAAAACAGGAAGAUGACACGUGUGUUAGAGGAACAGCCGUAUCCUGAUCAUCCAGACAGAUUUGAUGAUAUUCCUCAGGUUCUGUGUGUAGAGAGUCUGACUGGACGCUGUUACUGGGAGGCUGAAUGGAUUGGGCAUGCUGAAAUAUCAGUGGCAUAUAAAGGAAUCAGCAGGAAAGGAUGCAUCGAUGACUGUUGGUUUGGAUUCAGUGACAAAUCCUGGAGUCUGGGGUGUUCUGAUGAAGGAUUUGCUGUCCGACACAAUAAUAAUUACACUGAUUUACCUGCCAACCGUUCUUCCACUAAGAGAGUAGGAGUGUAUCUGGACUGGUCGGCUGGUACGCUGUCCUUCUACAGCAUCUCUGACACACACACACUCACACACUUACACACAUUCAACACUACAGUCACUGAACCCCUCUAUGCUGGAUUUAGGGUUUAUUCCUCAGUGUCUCUGUGUCGGAUUAAAACACAAACACACACUUGUAAACCCUCUCUCUAAUGUCCACAUGCACACAAACUCAUCAAAUCCCACAUUUGUAUUAAUUCAUUUUUAAUGAUUUUCAUUGCCAUCUAGAAGUUAGAAAUCUAGAUUUGACACAUACUGUUCUGGAUCUCUAAAAAAAUACAGAGUUCUGGCAUGAAACUCUAGAUGGCGCAGUCCG
Molecule: messenger RNA, 940 nt
Organism: Sinocyclocheilus grahami
Lineage: Eukaryota; Metazoa; Chordata; Actinopteri; Cypriniformes; Cyprinidae
Product: stonustoxin subunit beta-like
Exons: 3
Coding region: 10-777 (255 amino acids)
Molecular function (GO): protein binding
Source: RefSeq, a predicted model, not a curated record